This is a messenger RNA of Ustilago hordei, 867 nucleotides long. RefSeq lists its product as uncharacterized. The transcript has 6 exons. Gene Ontology annotation, molecular function: oxidoreductase activity. The coding region runs from base 1 to 867 and encodes 288 amino acids. The record is from RefSeq and is a predicted model, not a curated record. NCBI's taxonomy places the organism in Eukaryota, Fungi, Basidiomycota, Ustilaginomycetes, Ustilaginales, Ustilaginaceae.
AUGGCAUUCACCGGCAAGCUGAGUCUAAGCUCCAAAGCCAAGCUAUCGGAUGGCAACCUCAUCCCGCGCCUCGGACUAGGCGUUUACGAGAUGUCUGAUCAAGAAGCUUCUCCAGCUGUCACAUGGGCUUUGGAGGCUGGGUAUCGUCAUUUUGACUGUGCGGAAUGGUACUACAACGAAGCAAGUGUCGGUUCAUCCAUCACUCAGUUCCUCUCUCGUCCAGGAUGCCCCAUCGAUCGAUCCGACAUCUUCUACUGUUCCAAGCUGCAAUCGAACAACGGCUACGAGUCGGCGAAACGCAGCAUUGAAGCAUCGCUCAAGAAAUGUGGGUUGGGAUACAUCGAUUUGUACCUCAUCCACAGUCCAUACGGAGGGAAGAAAAGGAGGUGGCAGUGUUGGAAGGCUAUCGAAGAAGCGAAAGAUAAGGGGCUCAUCAAGAGUGUGGCGGUGAGCAACUACGGUGAGAGACAUAUCAGGGAGUUGCUCGAAUCAAAGCCGAAACAUAGACCGACGGUGAAUCAGUGCGAUCUCCAUCCGUUCAUGGCGAGGAAGGAGCUGGUUGAGUACUGUGAGUCGGAGGGAAUCCUUCUUGAGUGUUGGGGCCCAUUGGUGAGGGCUGAACGCUUCCAUCAUCCUGCCAUCAUGGAGCUUGCCAAGAAGCAUUCCGUCACCUCGGCUCAGGUUCUCAUCCGCUUCUCUUUGCAACGAGCAUAUAUCACAAUCCCCAAAUCGGUUUCCAAACAACGUAUCAUCGAGAACGCCGACGUUUAUGGCUUCGAGCUGGACGAUCAAGACAUGGACAAGCUACUCAGCCUUGACCAAUACCUGGUCACCGAUUGGGACCCAAUUGGCGACUCUUCUGCUUGA